This is a messenger RNA of Helianthus annuus (common sunflower), 1146 nucleotides long. RefSeq lists its product as uncharacterized. The record is from RefSeq and is a predicted model, not a curated record. Lineage: Eukaryota; Viridiplantae; Streptophyta; Magnoliopsida; Asterales; Asteraceae. Bases 1 to 1146 code for a protein of 381 amino acids. The transcript has a single exon.
AUGGGGUUUAGACAUCGCAAUUACCCCGACUACGUUUGUCGUCUCAAGAAAUCCAUGUAUGGUUUAAAACAAGCUCCACGGGCGUGGUACCAGCGCUUUACUGAUUUCAUACUGUUACAGGGAUUCACGCAGAGCAAAUCUGAUAAUUCUCUGUUCAAAUACCGACAUGGCUCCCAUACAGCAUACUUAUUAAUUUAUGUUGAUGAUAUUAUUCUAACAACUUCAUCUGAUGAUUUGCGCAAACGGCUAAUGUCUACUCUCGCAGGCGAAUUUGCAAUGAAAGAUUUGGGCCCCUUGACUUAUUUUCUGGGUAUUUCGGUUACACGCACAGGUGAUCGGAUGUUCUUAUCUCAGCAAUCAUAUGCUAAGGAUAUCAUUCACCGGGUCGCCAUGGACUCGUGCAAACCCGUGUCCACCCCAGUUGAUACUAAUUCAAAGUUAAGUAACUCUUCUGGUCCGUUGUAUGAUGACCCGACCACCUAUCGUAGUUUGGCAGGCGCCUUACAAUAUCUAACUUUCACUAGACCUGACAUCACUUAUUUGGUUCAGCAGAUUUGUAUGCAUAUGCACUCUCCGACUGUGGAACAUUGGAACGCCCUUAAACGUAUUAUCUGGUACUUACAGGGCACCUCCGACUACGGUAUUCAUCUAAGUCCAGCGUCUACUUUGUCUUUGCUCGCUUACACUGAUGCCGACUGGGCUGGAUGCCCCGACACUCGUCGCUCGACGUCAAGUUACUGUGUCUACCUGGGAGAUAACCUCAUUUCUUGGUCCUCAAAACGCCAGUCUACGAUUUCUCGGUCCAGCGCAAAAGCUGAAUACCGAGAAGUCGCCAAUGUUGUGGCCGAGAUCUGUUGGCUACGGAAUCUUCUUCUGGAACUCCAUCGCCCCCUUUCGCGAGUAACUCUUGUUUACUACGACAAUGUGAGUGCGAUCUACCUAUCUGGCAAUCCUGUUCAACAUCAACGCACUAAGCACAUUGAAUUGGAUAUUCACUUUGUUCGCGAGCAAGUUCAACGCGGUUGUGUUCGGGUCCUUCAUGUCCCAUCCCGUUAUCAAAUUGCAGAUAUUUUCACUAAAGGCCUUCCACGGGUUCUUUUUGACGAUUUUCGCUCCAGCCUAAGCGUUCGUCCUCCUCCUGCUUAG